Molecule: messenger RNA, 666 nt
Organism: Cicer arietinum (chickpea)
Lineage: Eukaryota; Viridiplantae; Streptophyta; Magnoliopsida; Fabales; Fabaceae
Source: RefSeq, a predicted model, not a curated record
ACAUAUUUUUCACAGAAUCAUGACAACAAAAGUUUUUAUUUGGAGAAAGUUUUUGGGAGUGUAAAUAUUAAUGGUGAAGUGGAAGAAAUGGAAAUGUAUAAUGUUCCUCCUUUAGAGAGUGUUAGUGUUACUUCUGAAAAUAAUAUAAAAAUGGAGAAUAUAAAUGCAAUAUGCAAUGGAAAAGAUACUAACAAUAUUAGUAGUUAUCACUUUGAUGACAUAAACAACAACAUUAAUGUUAACAACUCAUGCAAUGGUAGUGAUGAAAAUAGAGCUCAUCAUGAGGUGGAGAAUUUAUUUCAUGAAGAUUUAAAUGUUGGAGAUUGGGAUUUGGAGGAGUUGAUGAAAGAUGUUUCAUCCUUUCCCUUUCUUGAUUUUUCAAAUUGAUUCAACAAGCAUUUCUCAGAAUUUUACCUUUUUUUAUUUUAUUCUUUAUAUUGGAUGAUAUAUUAAAACCUUUGUAAUAUUUGUAUUUUUGCUAUUAUACAGUACAGAUGAGGAGUAAAUUUCACUGAUUAAUAGGCAUAGGAAUGAAAUAAAAGCUAUGUAAUUAGUCUUGCAAAUUUGUCAAAUUGAGGUCAUUUUUGUAAUUGUAUUUGUAUCCCACAGAAGCCUACUGUAGUUAUAUAAAUAUAUACAAGAAUCUAUCAUAUAUUAUGAUAUGUA